AUGUUCAUCCAACAGGGAAGGCAAAUGUGUUGCUACGACUGUGUUCAGUGCCCUCAAGGGAGGAUUUCAUCCCACAUGAAUACAGAGCAAUGUGAGAAGUGCCCUGAAGAUCAGUAUCCGAACAAGAACCAGGACCAGUGUAUUCCCAAAGAAAUGAGCUACCUAUCCUAUGAGGAGCCCUUGGGAGCAGUUCUGGCUUCCUUGGCUCUUUUCCUUUCUGUGACCACAGCGGUCGUAAUGGGGACAUUCACUCUGCACUGGGACACCCCCAUUGUCAAAGCUAACAACUGGAGCAUCACAUGCAUCUUGCUGUCCUCUUUACUACUUUGUUUUCUGUGCUCCUUUUUAUUCAUUGGCUGCCCUAUGAAGGUGACCUGUCUUUUGAGGCAAACCAUCUUUGGCAUCAUCUUCUCCGUUGCUGUUGCUUGUGUGUUAGCAAAAACCAUCACUGUGGUACUGGCCUUCAUGGCCACAAAACCUGGAAACAGGAUGAGCAAAUGGGUUGGGAAGAGGUUGGCAAUAUCAGUCAUCAUUCUCUGUACUUUUACUCAAAUAGGCAUCUGUGUUGUAUGGCUGGCAACUUGUCCCCCUUUCCUAGAUUUUGACAUGCACUCCCAAAUUGGGUGGAUCAUAGUUCAAUGUAAUGAAGGCUCAGACAUCAUGUUCUACAUUAUCUUGGGCUACAUGGGUUUUUUGUCCACCAUCAGCUUUGCCGUGGCUUUCUUUGCCAGAAAAUUGCCUCAUUCUUUUAAUGAAGCCAAACUGAUCACUUUUAGCAUGUUGGUCUUCUGCAGUGUUUGGGUGUCCUUUGUCCCAACUUACCUGAGUACCAAAGGGAAAUACAUGGUGGCUGUGGAGAUCUUCUCCAUCUUGGCCUCUAGUGCUGGCUUACUGGGUUGUAUCUUCCUCCCCAAAUUCUACCUUAUUGUAUUCAGGUCUGAGCUGAACACCAGGGAGCAGUUAGUAAGGAAAAAUAAUGGUCACAGUUGA
Molecule: messenger RNA, 990 nt
Organism: Rhineura floridana
Lineage: Eukaryota; Metazoa; Chordata; Lepidosauria; Squamata; Rhineuridae
Product: vomeronasal type-2 receptor 26-like
Exons: 2
Coding region: 1-990 (329 amino acids)
Biological process (GO): G protein-coupled receptor signaling pathway
Cellular component (GO): membrane
Molecular function (GO): G protein-coupled receptor activity
Source: RefSeq, a predicted model, not a curated record